This is a messenger RNA of Coffea eugenioides, 851 nucleotides long. Its product is annotated as probable glutathione peroxidase 8. Lineage: Eukaryota; Viridiplantae; Streptophyta; Magnoliopsida; Gentianales; Rubiaceae. Gene Ontology annotation, molecular function: glutathione peroxidase activity. The transcript is spliced from 6 exons. The record is from RefSeq and is a predicted model, not a curated record. Bases 94 to 606 code for a protein of 170 amino acids. Gene Ontology annotation, biological process: response to oxidative stress.
CCGACCUGCAUCCGGAAAACGUUCACAGUCUGCAUCUCAGUCCUCUGGGCCGUCUGCAAUUUCCCUGCUGAACACCUAUCAUCCCAUCGGAUAAUGGCAUCCCUAUCUGAGAAAGCCCCUCAAUCUGUCUAUGACUUCACUGUUAAGGAUGCUAAGGGAAAUGAUGUGGAUCUCAGCAUCUAUGAGGGAAAAGUUCUGCUAAUUGUCAAUGUUGCUUCUAAAUGUGGGUUUACCAACUCAAAUUAUACAGAACUGAAUGAACUGUAUCAGAAGUAUAAGGAUCAAGGACUGGAGAUUCUGGGAUUUCCCUGCAAUCAGUUUGGUCAGCAAGAACCAGGAAGUAAUGAUGAGAUCGUAGAUUUUGUCUGCACCCGUUUCAAGUCAGAAUUCCCCAUCUUUGACAAAAUUGAAGUGAACGGCGAAAAUUCUGCUCCAAUUUAUAAGUUUCUGAAGAAAGGAAAGUGGGGGCUAAUAGGAGAUAACAUUCAGUGGAACUUUGCAAAAUUCCUGGUUGAUAAGAAUGGACAGGCAGUUGAUCGCUACUACCCUACGACUUCUCCUCUUACCAUUGAGCGAGAUAUAAAGAAGCUCUUGGGAGUUUCUUAGAUGCCACAAGAUAUGGGGUCUUCGUGAUGUUAGUUAGUCUGGAAUUCUGAUCGGAUCUUGCGUUUGGCACAUUUUGUUCUCCUAUCUACAGGCUAACAUGAUUGAAGAUGACAUCAUGAAGUAAACUUCAUGUGAUUUAUUUGUUUUCUGUACUUUUUGCUGUGACUAUUUUAAUAAGAUCAUGAUCUGAAACCCAGGAUUCUAUAUUUUCUGCUGUUAUGAGAUUAUCAUCUUGCUUCGUCAAA